Molecule: messenger RNA, 1449 nt
Organism: Lycium ferocissimum
Lineage: Eukaryota; Viridiplantae; Streptophyta; Magnoliopsida; Solanales; Solanaceae
Product: WAT1-related protein At5g07050-like
Exons: 7
Coding region: 128-1342 (404 amino acids)
Cellular component (GO): plasma membrane
Molecular function (GO): transmembrane transporter activity
Source: RefSeq, a predicted model, not a curated record
UGUCUCACUUCUUCUCCUUAGGAAAAACACAAAUCUCCUUUAAAGACUUUAGUGUUUUCCUCUCUUUUAUUUUUUCAUUUCAUCAACUCUUUAUACUCAUCUGAAGAUUUAGCUGAAGCAAAAAAAUAUGGAGGGGGAAUGCAGUUGCAGUUUUUACCAAAGGGCAAAGCCUUAUAUAGCUAUGAUCUCUUUGCAAUUUGGGUAUGCAGGGAUGAAUAUUAUUACCAAAGUUUCACUUAAUAGGGGCAUGAGUCACUAUGUUCUUGUUGUGUAUAGAAAUGCCUUUGCCACGGCAGUUAUUGCUCCCUUUGCGCUUUUACUUGAAAGAAAAAUCAGGCCAAAGAUGACACUAAUGAUGUUCUUGCAAAUAUUUGUAUUGGGUCUUCUGGGGCCAGUGAUUGAUCAAAAUUUAUACUAUGCUGGGCUCAAAUAUACAUCCCCAACAUUUUCAUGUUCCAUGAGCAACAUGCUUCCUGCUAUGAUAUUUGUCAUAGCAGUCCUCUGCAGGAUGGAGAAAGUGGACAUGAAGAAAUUUAGAUGCCAGGCAAAGGUGUUAGGAACUAUAGUAACUGUGGCUGGAGCCUUGUUAAUGACAUUGUACAAAGGCCAUAUUGUUAACUUCUUAUGGUCAAACCACAUAAAUGCUAGUGUCCCUGAAACUACCAGUGGAGCUUAUGAUAAAGACUGGCUAAAAGGUUCAAUUCUCCUCAUAUUUGCCACACUUGCCUGGGCUUCUUUCUUUAUUCUUCAGGCUUUCACUAUGAGGAAAUAUUCAGCUCCAUUAUCUUUAACUGCCCUUGUUUGCUUCAUGGGAACUCUGCAAUCUACAGCUGUAACAUUUGUAAUGGAGCACAAAACUUCAGUUUGGACUACUGGUUUUGACAUGAACCUUCUUGCUGCUGCCUAUGCUGGAAUUCUAUCAUCAAGCAUAGCAUACUAUGUACAAGGUCAAGUAAUGGAGAAAAAAGGACCUGUUUUUGUGACAGCUUUUAGUCCACUGAUGAUGAUCAUUGUUGCCAUCAUGGGAACUUUCAUUCUUGCUGAAAAAUUCUAUAUUGGAGGAAUUCUUGGUGCAGUGCUGAUAGUGGCAGGGCUAUACUCUGUUUUAUGGGGAAAAUACAAAGAGAAGGAAAUUGAGGAGUCAAUUAUUUUUGAAUCAAUGAAGGGUGUAAUUACAGGACAUAAUCAAAUGAUGAUUAUAUCAAUUAAUGAUAUAGAAUUAAUGCAGAAACAUGAAGAAAAAAGAAUCUCAACAGCUCCAGCAACAGUGGCUAUCAGCUUCCCCAUGCCACAGCCCCUCAUGUUGGCUAGGGAAGCACCAAAGGCUCUUGAUUUAAAUUAAAUUAGAUGAAAAAAUAUGAGUAGAGCAAUUUUGAUAUUACAAAUAUGUUUAGGGCAAUUCUCUUUUUGACCUUAUAAGAAUUGUAUAAAAUAACAAAUGUUCCUCUA